AUGGCUGUCCCAGGCCUGGACCCCAUGGUGGGAAGACAGGGAGCAGCUAAGCUCAGCGUCGGCCAGAGGGAAGUAACCGUUCAAAAAGGACCGCUGUACAGAGCUGCAGGUUACCCAGUCAGCAUUGGCUGCCAUGUCACUGGCCAUCAGGGACCUUCCCUGCAGCAUUUCCAGUGGUCUGUUUACCUGCUGACAGCCCCGACCAGGGAAGUCCAGAUCAUUAGCACCAACGAUGACACCUUCUCUUACGCAAUGUACGCUCAGCGGGUACGAAACAAGGACAUCUAUGUGGAGAGGUUGCAGGACAACUCAGUCCUGUUGCACAUCUCAAAGCUCCAGAUGCAGGACGCUGGCGAGUAUGAGUGUCACACUCCAAACACUGAUGGAAAAUACUAUGGAAGUUACAGUGCGAAGACCAAACUAACUGUCAUUCCAGAUACCCUCUCUGCCACCAUGAGUUCCCAGACUCUCAGGAAGGAGGAAGGUGAGCCUCUAGAACUUACCUGUGACGCAUCCAAAGCCACAGCUCAACAUACUCAUCUCUCCAUCACCUGGUACCUGAUGCAGGAAGGAGGGGGGAGCCAAGCCACCAGCAUUAUUUCUCUCUCCAGAGAUUUUGUAUUGACCCCUGGGCCCUCAUAUGCAAAGAGGUUUGCCGCUGGUGAUGUUCGGCUCGACAAGCUUGGGACUGCCACCUUCAGACUGUCCAUAGGCCAUCUCCAGCCCUCAGAUCAAGGCAGACUGUUCUGUGAAGCAGCCGAGUGGAUCCAGGAUCCAGAUGAAACCUGGACAUUCAUCACGAAAAAGGAGACAGAUCAAACAACCCUGAGGGUCCAGCCAGCAGGGAGAGAUUUUAAAGUCAGCAUCACAGCUGAGAGCACGUCUGCCGAAGGGAAGCCCUUGGAGCUGGUCUGCCUGGUGGUGGGCAGCGUGCGGGACCCGCAGCUUCAGGGCUUCUGGUUCCUCAAUGGGACUGAAAUCGCCAGCAUGGAUGCCCGUGGAGUCCUGGACCUGAGGAUGGGCUACAAAGACAGAGCGAGUCAAGGACGGCUCCAGGUUUCCAAGAUGAACCCGAAGGCUUUCUCUCUCAAGAUCUUCUCUGCGGGCCCAGAGGAUGAAGGCGACUACAGCUGUGCAGUGGCAGAGGUGGUGAGAGCUCCGACCGGCUCCUGGCAGGUGCUUCAGAGGGAGCAGUCACCAGUCAGCCACGUGCGCCUGAGGGAGCCAGCAGCAAGAAGCGUGGUCAUAUCUACCAGACAGCAAGCUGUGUGGGAAGGAGAGGCGCUUGCCCUUCUCUGCAAGGCCGAUGGGGUUGAGAGUCCUCUAUCCGUGACCUGGUGGCACAUCCCACAGGACCAGACCCAGCCCAAGCUUGUGGCUGGCAUGGCGCAGGAUGGCACUGUGCAGUUGGGUGUCUCCUCUGGGGACCCCAGUUACCAUGGCAACACGAGGCUGGUGAAGUUGGACUGGGCCACCUUCCAGCUGGAGAUCACCUCCAGCACUGUCUCGGACAGCGGUAUGUAUGAGUGCAGAGUGUCCGAAGGGUCCCAGAACCAGGCCAGAGGUCGGCACUGGACGCACAAGAUUUCAGUCACCAUCAGAUCUCUGAACUCAAGUUUACAAGUUAAUCUGCUGAGCCGUCAGCCACAAGUGAAGUUAGGGGACACCUUUGACCUGUCCUGCAUAGCGGGGGCUGACUACUCUGACCUCAGACCGCCUCUCACUAUGAGCUGGCGGUUCCAGCCAGAUGGGUCUCAAGCCUUUCGUCAGCUAAUUCGAGUCGCUCACAACGGCAUCAUCGAAUGGGGGGAUUCCCUGUCCCAGUUCCAAAAGAAGACGAAGGUUUCACAGUCUUCAUUUCGUUCUCAACUCCUCAUCCAUGAUGCCUCUGAGGAAGAGACAGGAAAGUAUGAGUGUGAAGUGGAAGUGUAUGACAGAAAUUCCCUACCCACAAAUAGCCCAGCCAGGGCCUCUGCCGUCUCUCACCCAUUGAGGAUAGUGGUCACUUUACCAGAGAGCAAGCUAAAAGUGAACUCAAGGAAUCAAUCCCAGGAGAUCUCCAUCAUCUCCAACACCAAUAUAGAAUGUAAUAUCUUAUCUCGGACCAUUGGAAACCUUCAGUUAGCAAUUAUUUGGUAUUUUUCUCCCAUUUCUUCUAAUGCAUCGUGGCUCAGGAUCCUGGAGAUGGACCAAACCAGUGUUGUAAAAUAUGGGAAUGAAUUUCAUACCCCACAGAAAAAACAAAAAUUUCAUAUGGAGAAAGUUUCCCAAGACUUGUUUCAGCUACAUAUUCUAAGUGUGGAAGACAGUGAUCAGGGCAGAUAUUACUGUGCCGUGGAGGAAUGGCUCUUGUCUACAGACGGUACCUGGAAGAAGCUAGGAGGAAAGAAGUCGGGACUAACAGAACUGAAGCUCAGGCCCACAGGUAAUCCUUGUGAAUGUGUUGACGCAUGUCUUUCUAUGGAGGACGCCGGCAUGUACUGGUGCAAGGUGAAGGAAUGGCAACUUUAUGGUCACCCAGGCAAGUGGGUCAGCCAAGCAUCGGAUGAGUCGCAGAAAAUAGUGCUCAGGGUGCAGCCUUCAGAGACCACGUUUCCUUCCCGGAUCUGCUCCUCUACACCUUUACUCUACUUUCUUGUCAUCUGUCCCUUGGUCAUGUUCGUUCUUCUGCUCAUUUCCCUCCUCUGCUUAUUCUGGAAGGCCAAAAAGCUGUCGCAGCUGAGUCUCAGAACACAGAAAGACAAGUCUCUUUGGGUGGGUCUGAACGGAGCUGAAGGCUGGACUACAGACAGGAGGAAGCACCAAGAGGAAGAUGAAGACAACUGACUCCUGAGAGGCACCUGCAUCUGGUGGAAGGAGCACAUGGGGACUUUUGAAGUGAACUUACCUGGGUGUGAACAAAGCCUGCUCCUGUCCUUCCCUACAGCUGUGGCCUUGGGCAAGUUGCCUAGGAAUCAGAGGGAACAUUUAAUGAGCACUUGUUUUUCUUAAAUAUACACAUUUUGUUUUUUUCA
This is a messenger RNA of Ictidomys tridecemlineatus (thirteen-lined ground squirrel), 3014 nucleotides long. The record is from RefSeq and is a predicted model, not a curated record. Lineage: Eukaryota; Metazoa; Chordata; Mammalia; Rodentia; Sciuridae.